UUUUUCUCAAUAGUCGCCGAUUAAAUUACGUUGUAAACAUGGCUCUGCGUUGGGGAAUCGCCUCAGCUGGAAAAAUUUCCAAUGAUUUCGUGUGUGCUUUGCAGACAUUACCCGAUAAAAAUCAUGAAGUCGUUGCAGUGGCAGCGAGAUCUUUGGAAACGGCCAAGGUAUUUUCAGAAAAGUUAAACAUUCCUCAAGCUAUUGAGGGUUACGAAAGCUUGGCAAAAUGCGAGAACAUAGACAUUGUUUAUGUCGGUGUUAUAAAUACGGGUCAUUUUGAGGUGAGUAAAAUGAUGCUGCAACAUGGUAAACAUGUUCUUUGCGAGAAACCUCUGACUCUUAAUCGGAAGCAAAGCCAAGAACUGGUAGCAUUUGCUAAGGAGAAGAAGUUGUUUCUUAUGGAAGCAGUUUGGUCUCGCUGUUUCCCAAUUUAUAAAAAACUUAGGGAAACUCUGGACUCAGGAAUAAUCGGCGAUGUGAAAUACGUAAACGCAUGUUUCGGUUUCCCCAUUGCAGAAGUUCCAAGAUUGAACACGAAAGAACUUGGCGGUGGAACCAUUCUAGAUUUGGGCGUGUACACUUUGCAAUUCUGUCAGUUCGUAUUCAAAGGGUUAAAACCGACAAAGUUUCUGGGAUCCGGGUAUUUGAAUGUAAAUAAUGUCGAUGAAUCUGCAAACGCAAUUAUUCAAUAUCCUGGAAAGGCUACUGCAGUAAUUUCGACUACUUCUGUAGCUACUUUCUCUAACGAAGCAACCAUUAUAGGAACAAAGGGUGCAAUCAAAAUUCCAAUGUUUUGGUGCCCAACUAAGAUGGAAAUUAACGACGAGACUUUCGAGUUCGAGUUACCCAAAAGUCAAGCAGAGUUUAACUUCUUCCAUAGCACCGGUCUUUCUUACGAGGCCGAAGAAUGUAGGCGUUGCAUAAAAGACGGGCUGCUUGAAAGUCCUCACAUGUCUCAUGAAGAGAGUUUAGGGCUAUCCGAGUUGAUGGAUAUGUGGAGGAAAAAUGUUGGGGUAGUCUUUGAACAAGAUCUAUAAUUUUGUCAACGUUUUCAGAUCUUAUGGUAAAAAAUAAAGAAAAGGUUAUUAAAAAAA
Molecule: messenger RNA, 1094 nt
Organism: Nicrophorus vespilloides
Lineage: Eukaryota; Metazoa; Arthropoda; Insecta; Coleoptera; Silphidae
Product: trans-1,2-dihydrobenzene-1,2-diol dehydrogenase-like
Exons: 4
Coding region: 39-1037 (332 amino acids)
Molecular function (GO): nucleotide binding
Source: RefSeq, a predicted model, not a curated record